Molecule: messenger RNA, 1020 nt
Organism: Gracilinanus agilis (Agile Gracile Mouse Opossum)
Lineage: Eukaryota; Metazoa; Chordata; Mammalia; Didelphimorphia; Didelphidae
Gene: GPRC5D
Product: G protein-coupled receptor class C group 5 member D
Exons: 3
Coding region: 1-1020 (339 amino acids)
Biological process (GO): G protein-coupled receptor signaling pathway
Cellular component (GO): intracellular membrane-bounded organelle; extracellular exosome; signaling receptor complex
Molecular function (GO): protein kinase activator activity; G protein-coupled receptor activity
Source: RefSeq, a predicted model, not a curated record
AUGUUUUCGGAGUGCUUUGAGACCACUAAUGACUACUAUCUCCUCUGCAAUACAGAAGAAGCAUGGGGCAUUGUUCUAGAGUCGCUGGCAGCCAUAGGGAUAGUAGUAACAAUUCUGUUCCUCUUGGCACUGCUCUUUCUCAUGUAUAAAGUUCAAGAUUGCAAUCGAUGGAACAUCCUCCCCACCCAGUUCGUCUUCCUCCUGAGUGUGUUGGGCCUCUUCAGUCUCACUUUUGCCUUCAUCGUCAGACUCAAUCUACAGACUGGUCCCGUGCGCUACUUUCUCUUUGGUGUCCUCUUUGCUCUCUGUUUUUCCUGCCUCUUGGCCCAUGCAUCUAACCUGGUGAAGCUGGUCCGAGGAAGAGGAUCCUUCUCGUGGCCAACACUACUGGGCAUUGCUGUUGGUGUCAGUCUGUUACAGGUCAUCAUUGCCAUCGAGUACGUCACCCUCAUGAUGAACCGAGGUCCGAUGUUCAUACAUAUGACCACAAAUCAGCUUAAUGUAGACUUUGUUGUGCUUUUAACCUAUGUCCUCUUCCUGAUGGCCUUAACCUUCUUCGUAUCCAAGGCCAUCUUCUGUGGCCCUUGUGAAGCCUGGAGGUGCCACGGUAGCUACAUCUUCAUCACUAUGGUCUUCUCAAUUAUUAUCUGGGUAAUAUGGAUCACCAUGCUCAUAAGAGGCAACCCCCAACUACAACAGCAGCCCAGAUGGGAUGAUCCUGUCAUCUGCAUUGCCCUGGUCACCAAUGCCUGGGUCUUCUUGCUGACAUACAUUGUGCCCGAGUUCUAUGAUCUCUACAGUUCAUGUAAUAACGACAAUGCCUUCCAAGCUCCAACCUUCCAGCAGAGCUUCAAACUGGAGACCCAGGAUCUUACUCGAGCCCGAGACAGUGAUGGAGCUGAGGAAGAUAUAGCACUAACUUCAUGUGGUACCCCUAUUCAACUACAGACUGUUGAUCCAAGUCGCGAAUAUUUCAUUCCACGGGCCAAAGUCAACCUCCAACAGGAUACAGGAUUAUAA